AUGGUGGGGGGAGCCCCCAGGCACUGGGUGCCAUCAGAGCAGCACCUUUCUGGUGGGGCUGGAAGGGGCCUGCCGCCCGAGGGGCGGGGACGCCAUGGCGCAGUGCUCGGGAAAGGUGAGUGCGGUCGAGUUCAACGCCGCCACGAAGCCCCAGACCCACCGUUCCACUGCUCCCCGGUCGGGAGGCCGGCGCCAAAGCGUCACUCAUUGCGCGUUCGCCCUUCGCAUCUGACAAACAUCACCUUCUACGAAGGCAAGCACUUCACAGGACGGAAGCUCGAGGUCUGCGGGGACUGUGACAGCUUCCAGGACCGGGGCUUUAUGAACCGGGUGAACUCCAUCCGCGUGGAGAGCGGGGCGUGGGUCUGCUACGGUCACCCCGACUUCCGGGGCCAGCAGUUCGUCCUGGAGCGCGGCCACUACCCUGACUUCCUCUGCUGGAACGGCCACAACGACCACAUGGGGUCCUGCCGGCCGUGGGGAUGCCCGCGGCCCCCUGCCGACCGGAACCGGUUCCAGAACACUCAGACCCCCGGAGAAGCGCUCCCUUUGAAGCCGCAGGUGUUCCUGCCCGGGAGUGUUCUGUCCACCGGUCCCCCGACCCCCUGCAGGUGA
This is a messenger RNA of Suricata suricatta (meerkat), 615 nucleotides long. RefSeq names its product crystallin gamma N (gene CRYGN). The transcript has 4 exons. Bases 1 to 615 code for a protein of 204 amino acids. Gene Ontology annotation, biological process: visual perception; lens development in camera-type eye. Gene Ontology annotation, molecular function: structural constituent of eye lens. Lineage: Eukaryota; Metazoa; Chordata; Mammalia; Carnivora; Herpestidae. The record is from RefSeq and is a predicted model, not a curated record.